Lineus longissimus is the source of this 3523-nucleotide messenger RNA. RefSeq names its product T-box transcription factor TBX20-like. The coding region runs from base 637 to 2079 and encodes 480 amino acids. The record is from RefSeq and is a predicted model, not a curated record. Gene Ontology annotation, molecular function: RNA polymerase II cis-regulatory region sequence-specific DNA binding; DNA-binding transcription factor activity, RNA polymerase II-specific. Gene Ontology annotation, cellular component: nucleus. NCBI's taxonomy places the organism in Eukaryota, Metazoa, Nemertea, Pilidiophora, Heteronemertea, Lineidae. Gene Ontology annotation, biological process: cell fate specification; heart development; positive regulation of DNA-templated transcription. The transcript has 8 exons.
UGUUUAAUUUGCAAUCCGCAGUACGGGUAGUUAAUCACUAGACUCUAAUGAGAUGAGCAGCACAAUAUUUCAACGGCAGCAUUUCAUUAUUUCCUGAUACGGAACGGACUGUUGGCAGUAAUUCGCUCAGGAUAAUUAGGGAGAACUUGAAUUUCUAUAUCAUCACAACUUUCCAGUGGAACCCAUUGAAAUUGUUACAUGUAUGUUUUGUUGGAUAUUAGGUUGUGAAAUUUGAUAAACAUUGUAUAAAAUUUAUCAUUGACUGAGUUAACCAUAUCAAAUAUUCGCCUGAUAAAAUCGUUUACCACGCCGCAACUUGAUGACAACUUGAAAACAAAUUGAUCAUAAAACAGACGGGCUUUAUAGAAGUUACACCGAAACAGUUUAUAUUCAGAGAUUGCUGAGAAAUCUGACCCAUAAUUAACAUUUUUCAAGAUAUAUAGCAAAUGGGCCGUACUUUGAUAAUCAGUUUGUAACAAUGUCUCGAUCUCAGUGAGUUGAAGGAGUGCGGGCUAGACGUGUCAACUUUCACGGAUAUUUCAAGAGCGGAGGCGACUUGAGAAAGACAAUUCGACCCCAGGAAGGACUCUGUGAUUAGGACUUUCUUCGUUCCAAAGGAUACCCAAGCCUGACAUAAUGACAACUUUGCCUGCUUCAACAACUUCGUCAACUUCUUCCCCGCCGCCAAAUAAGCUCAAUAAGCCCCUGCUGUCCUCCAAGGCGUCUGCCUUUUCGAUUGACGCGCUUAUGGCCAGUUCGGAUGGGACAGGACACAGGGCCACUACGCCGGAGAACAGCGAACAACCGCUACCACCAACGAUUUCUCAGUCUCCAUUAGAAAAAUUGGUUGAAACAGCAGGGGGUUAUGAGUCGAGCCUGAGCAGUGACAGUGCUUUCUCGACCCCGAAACCAGACGAUGACCUUGCGAGCCCCGUCUCGACCUCUCACGAAGCAAGCUCAGGAAGCAAGAAUAUGGUUGACAUUCACUGCAGACUCGAGACCAAGGAGUUGUGGGAUAAGUUCCAUGAGCUUGGCACGGAAAUGAUCAUCACAAAGUCGGGAAGGCGUAUGUUUCCCACUUUGCGUGUAAGUUUCACGGGUCUGGAACCGGACACAAAAUACGCCGUGCUCAUGGACAUCGUCCCCGUUGACAACAAACGCUACCGCUACGCCUACCACCGGUCUUCGUGGCUCGUGGCGGGCAAAGCGGACCCUCCUCUGCCCACCAGACUCUACAUGCAUCCAGACGCUCCAUACACAGGGGAGCAACUGUCGAAACAGACCGUCAGCUUUGAGAAGCUGAAGCUUACGAAUAAUAUGAUGGACAAGACAGGUCAUAUAAUCCUCAACUCAAUGCACAAGUACCAACCCCGAAUACAUAUCGUCAAGAAAAAGGACAAUAAUAGCUCAUCCAUACAGAGCCUAGAGGCCGAAGAGUUUAGGACAUUCAUCUUUCCCGAGUCUGUCUUCAUCGCCGUGACGGCAUAUCAAAAUCAACUGAUUACGAAAUUAAAAAUCGACAGCAAUCCGUUCGCCAAAGGUUUCCGAGACUCCUCCAGAUUAACUGAGAUUGAACGUUACCAUGGAUACAGUGAGAGUAUGGAAUCGCUUAUCCACCAGCACACCUACGCCCGAUCUCCGCUGAGAAGCUUUGCUGACGGGGAAUACCCAGACCCCCUCAAGAUGCCUCUAUAUGCUGGGAUGAAAGCCAGCCCUGGUAGCAGAGAGGAAGACAAAGAUGGCAAACAACCACAGACUGUAUCACCAUGGCGACCGGUAGGGUCCCGGAUGAUGGGAUUAUAUGGUAGUCCAUCAGAGCGAUCAUUUUAUUCCAUGUACGGAGGCCUGUUAGGACUUUCAAGUUCAGCGUUAACGAUACCAACGUUCAGUUUACAUCCUUUUGCGGCGGCAAGUUCGGCCGCGCUCGGAAUGGACCUAAGCUCAACCUCGGCGGCGGCCAUGUUAUACGCGUCUCAAAACCAGGACUCUUCCAACAUGUCGAAUGUUUACUCUAGUCUCUAUGGCAACCGAUUUCAUCCAUACUUAUCUGCUUCACAACAGAAACGAGUGGAAUCAUAACUCGUGAGGCAAUGUUGAAAACCCCGUUUCUAUCGCGUUCAAUGAAUGCACUACCGAUACGUUUAUUUGAGAACAUCCCAAAAAAGAAACUUUAAGCGACUGGAUAAUUCAAGGAGUUGCUUUGAAGUAACCAAUAAACAGUGAACGUACAAAAUAUGAACGGGUGAAUAUCAUAAGUUUUACCACUAUGCCCAAAUGUAGAAAGAGGUAUAAAUCUAUGUCGAGCCGAAACGGAACUUUACUAUAGGUCCAUUUGCGGGCAAAGUUUUUACCAACUGGUGGGUUCCAUUCUUGUGCAUCUAUCGAAGGUCGCAAAGGUAACGGGGUUGACGUCUAUUUAUUUCAAAUUAAGAUAUUGUAAAUUGUAAUUUUUCAUCUCUAACUUAUGGUGCUGUGCAUACUACUUAUAACAGACAAAUCAAUUCGUGAAGACUAGUCAAGAACGCCGAGAACUAAAAUAUGGGAUAAGGUACUCGGCAAAUGUUGUGUAAUUUGGGCAAUGACUUAUCCUUCAUAUCAGAAGAUAUUGUCGGGCCAAAUCGGCAUUUACUUCAUUGUUUUUUUAAUUAAAAAACCAAGUGUUGAAGUUGAUAGACACUUUUUACUCUUAGAAAAAGCACUGCCAGAUUGUGUAUAUCAGGCCUUCGUUUUUGUUUCCAAAAUACACAGACAUUGGGUGCAAGAACGAGAGAGAGGCCUGAUAUUGGAGGAUGGUAUUAGCAUACACCAAAAGUAUUCAGCGAAUGUACAUGUGCAUGGCGCAUAACUAACGAAUCCAGUGCAGGGCACUGUCAGACGGCAAUCACUACAGAAAUGAAGAGUAGUAAGACAAGUUAACCGCUGGGACACUGAUCAAGAAAUGUUAAUGCUGAUUAUGUAUGAAUUCUCGGUGACGAAGACAAUUUCAAAAUUAGUAAAAACAAGUAGUCUUUACAAUUUCUCUUGUAGAUAUAGAUUGUAUUGUACAUUUCCGUGUAUUAAAGCAAUAAUGGUGUAAUUCUUAUGUGAGAUAAUAGCCUGAGAGCGACGUCACUAGCCUAUAUUUUCAAAUCAUUCUUUGGGGAAAAAAAAUAUUUUAAAAAUAUACCACUUUUGUUGACAUUUUAAAGCAUCGAUAUGUAUGUACCAAGGGAGUACAAAACGAGAAGAUAAAACUUGAAAUUGCUCAUCGGGCCCUUCAGGAGCUCAUGAUUGUUUUCGUUUAUAGGCCUACACCUUUCUGUUUUGAGGUUGUACAUUUUUGGGCUUGUAUGACAAUGACGAAAAUGCUCGCUCACAGAUGUGUUCUCGUAUCUCGGCUCUUCGAUUAUGUGGAGGAAGUCAAAUUUGGUUGAAAGUGGCAUACGCAAAUACAGAGCAGGCGUCUUUUUGUGCUUUGUAUUACAUAUCUUCCUGUAUAUGACCAAGAACCUCACUCCCCAAACCUUUGUAAAUAAUAAAUAAA